Messenger RNA from Dendrobium catenatum, 2883 nucleotides. RefSeq names its product pentatricopeptide repeat-containing protein At3g04750, mitochondrial. Bases 214 to 2220 code for a protein of 668 amino acids. Gene Ontology annotation, molecular function: protein binding; RNA binding. Lineage: Eukaryota; Viridiplantae; Streptophyta; Magnoliopsida; Asparagales; Orchidaceae. The record is from RefSeq and is a predicted model, not a curated record. Gene Ontology annotation, biological process: RNA modification. The transcript has 3 exons.
AAAAUAAACUUUUUGCCAUGUUUGUCCAAAAAAAACAUUCAUAUUCCUUCAAUUUCAUGUAUUAUUGAGCUUAAGAUCAAAUUUUCAUAUUGAGAGAGAGAGAGAGCUGCCGGGUAACCGUGACGUCGUGGCUCUUGUCUCGGGAGGUCUCCUCCGGCGAACAUUUUUCUCUUCUUCAUCUCUUUCCGUGCAAUAAUUCGACCGUCCCUGGCUAUGAGACCUUUAUCUAUGAUCCAAUUUAGAAGAUUCAGUUCACCUCUCCCAGUGUUUUUCACUUCCAUUUGCUUACCGUUUUGUUUGUGUUCUUCUUCUUUUUUAUCAACAGUAACCACAAGUAGCUGGGAUCCAUCCGUUUCUCUAGUUCUCAAGCACCCCAUUCUUGUCUUCCUCGAGAAGAGCUGUAGAACCACUCACCAUUUCAGGCAAAUCUUAGCCCAGAUGAUGAGGCUUCAUCUCACGGCCCAGACAUUCCCCAUGAGUAGGCUUCUUUACUUUGCCGCCGUCUCCCACCCUGAGCAUCUUCUAGAAUAUUCCAUUCUUCUCUUCGAACAUUUCACACCCAAUCCCAAUCUGUUUAUUUUCAACACCAUGAUUUCAGCUUCGUCCUUCUCACUAACCGAAUCAGUAUCCAUCUACAAAUUAAUGCUUUGCUAUCAAAUUUUCCCCGACGAGCAAUCCCUACUUUCCCUCCUCAAAUUAUGCGAUUGCUUCUUGGUUGCCAAACAGAUUCAUACACAUAUUAUUAUUAAUGGAUUCAAUUGCCAUGUCUAUUUGCAGAAUUCUCUUAUCAAUGUGUACACGGCGAGUGGGAAGCUAGAUCGUGCCUAUCAGGUGUUUGAACAAAUGCCUCUGCAGGACGCAGUUUCGUACAAUAUCAUGAUAUCUGGAUAUGCGAAGAAGGGUUAUAGCUUGCAAGCUUUAGAAUUGUUUCGUGAAAUGGUUCGCUUCGGUAUUGAGUUUGAUCACUAUACUGCAGUAGGACUCCUGCAAUCAUGUGGUCAGCUUAAAGAUGCGGUUUUGGGGAAGUCUGUUCAUGGAUUGGUUAUAAGAAGAUUGUCAUUAUCUGAGUCCUGUCUGGUUUUGAGCAAUGCUCUCAUGGACAUGUAUGCUAAGUGUGGGGAGAUGAGGAUAUCUAUGAAGGUUUUUGAGGGGCUUGAGAAGAAAGAUGGUAUAUCAUGGAAUAUUGUCAUAUCUGGACUUGCCAACGCUGGAGAACUAGAUAUUGCUUGCGAAUACUUCUACCAGACACCCAUGAGAGAUUUGGUUUCAUGGAACUCGCUGCUUUGUGGAUUUGCCCGUAAGGGAGAUUGGAGAGCAUUAAAGAACUUUUUUGAGAGCAUGGUUGCUCAACAAGUCAAACCUGAUAAGAUUACAAGCAUGACGUUAGUUUCUGCUGCUUCAGAAAUGGGAGUUCUGGAUCAAGGAAGAUGUGUACAUGGGUGGGUGGUGAAGGCGCAUGGAAGUUCUGAUGCAUUCUUAGGAUCGGCACUGAUAGAUAUGUACUGUAAGUGUGGAAGCUGUGAGAUGUCUCUUCAUGUUUUUGAGUUGAUCAAAGAUAAGGACAUUACUACAUGGACGGCCAUGAUCACUGGACUUGCAUUCCAUGGCCAUGGAACCAAAGCUUUAGAAAUGUUUGGGAAACUUCAGGAAGGAGGCCUAGUGCCUAACUUUGUCACCUUGAUUUCUGUUCUUACCGCUUGCAGUCAUUCUGGGCUGGUGGAUCAAGGUUUAAGAAUUUUCAGUAAUAUGAAACGAGAAUAUGGUGUCGAGCCAGGAGUCGAGCACUACGGUUGUCUUGUAGAUCUUCUUGCUAGAUCUGGGAAGCUUACUGAAGCAAGAGAUGUGGUUACAAGGAUGCCAAUGAUGCCAAGCCAAUCAAUGUGGGGAGCUAUUUUAAGUGCUAGCAGAGACCAUGGUGAUAUGAAACUUGCUAUGGAGGCAUUAGAUGAACUUGUAUUGCUGGAACCUAAGGAUGAUGGUGGCUAUGUUUUGUUGUCCAAUGUGUAUGCCUCUUGUGGGAGAUGGAGUUAUUCGGACAUGGCCAGAGUGAUCAUGGAAGGAAGAGGAAUAAAAAAGACUGUAGGUUGGAGCAGUGUGGUAAUUGAUGGGGUCCUUCAUGCUUUUGUUUCUUCAGAUAAGAGGCAUCCAAAUUGGGAUGAAAUUCGUAAUGCUCUAUGUCAGUUGCAUGAGGAAAUGACUCUCCUUGCCGACGCCAGGUGAAGUAUUCCUCAAAUUGAGUGAUUGCUAAAAUUAUAGCUUCUUCAACCUUCAUGCUUUGCAAGCAGUUAUGUCAGUUUAUAUUGGUGCUUAAAGGAAGUGAAGUCUGACAAUUUAAUAAGCUGCAGGAAAAUCUCUCUGAUGGUAGGAUUAUUUGACGCAACACAGGUGGAAGAAGCCGUUUCAAGAAGUAUUUUGAAUGCUCAAAAUCAUUCUCUCUUUCCUUCACUUAUGAUUCCUCUUAAGAUCCAAGAGUCCUCUCGCUUCCUUAUGUCCUUAAGCCAAGCCAUAAAUUCUAGGGAGUGAAUCAAAUGAGAACUAAAGUUAGGAUGGAUAUUGGUUGUCAAAUCCAUUUUGUAACUUAAAAGCUUAAGUUUAUAAGUGAUGGUUGAUCACUUGUUAUUCCUACAUCAAUAUAUUUUUCAGCUAACUGAUGUGAGACAAAACAAAAAAAUUAAUUGAGAAUUUUAUUCUCAAAAUGACACAAUGGAGACAAAUGAUUUAUGUAGCUGAUCCCAUGUAAUGAGAUAAAAACUUGAUGUUAUUCUUGUUGUAUUCUCAUAAUCGAGAGAGUUAUUCUCCUUUAUUUGUUUCUUUUUUCAUUCUCAAGUAUGUUUAUUUAUGAGCUCUCCAUAUUAAAUCAAUAAUACGCAGAUAUUCACUUCU